This is a messenger RNA of Schistocerca cancellata (South American locust), 1728 nucleotides long. Its product is annotated as facilitated trehalose transporter Tret1-2 homolog. Gene Ontology annotation, cellular component: membrane. The transcript has 5 exons. Lineage: Eukaryota; Metazoa; Arthropoda; Insecta; Orthoptera; Acrididae. Gene Ontology annotation, molecular function: transmembrane transporter activity. Gene Ontology annotation, biological process: transmembrane transport. The record is from RefSeq and is a predicted model, not a curated record. The coding region runs from base 1 to 1728 and encodes 575 amino acids.
AUGGGUAGAAUUGAAAUACAGGAGAAUAUUGAAGAUAUUCCCGAAAUAUGUAGUGAAAUGGAGGAGGAAUCACUAAGUAGUGAUCACAGUGAUGAGGAAACUAGUAGUGACGAGAGUGAUGAGGAGGUAAUCGAGAUGGGUGCUACUACUUAUAAUAUUGAACUGUGUAGUGUGAGUACACAGAUGGAGCAUAAUUUGCAAGGAGAGUGUUUCAAAGGAAAUAAUUCAAAGAGUGGCCAGAAAGGUAACAGCUUGGUAGACAUGGGUAAUGAAAUCAAUAGUGUAGAGGGGCAAGUAUUUAAGGGUAAAUGUGAUAUGGUGAUAGUAGGUGAACCUAGUCCAGAACAUGAGAGGUUAUAUGCUACGCUGGCGUUCCUGACGAGCGGGCUCUUCAUCGGCUUCAGCUCGCCGAUGAUCCCGCGGCUGCAGCAGAACACGUCGCACAUCGUCAUCUCGGCGGACGAGGGCUCGUGGAUGGCGUCGGUGGGCAUGAUCACCACCGUCCCGCCCUCGCUGGUGUCCGCCUGGCUGGUCGACGUGGUCGGCCGGCGACCCAUCGUGCUGAGCUGCGCGCUGCCCCUCCUGGGCUCCGCACUCUGGCUGCGCUUCGCCUCCUCCUUCUGGGAGCUGCUCACCGCCGUCAUCAUCGCCAACCUCGCCAUCGGCUUCAUCAUGCCGGUGAUUCCGUUGUACUUAGUGGAGAUAGCGGAGGACCGCGUCAGAGGAAUGCUGAUCACGCUCUUCACACUGAUGGGCGGAACAGGCUCGUUCCUGAUGAUGAUCGUAGGCUCCUACCUGCCUUACUUCGCGGUGACCGAGUUCAUCAUGCCGUGGCCCGUCGUAUUCGUGGCGAUAUUCUGGUGGAUGCCGGAGAGCCCUUACUUUCUGGUUGCCAAGCACCGAACAGAGGCGGCGAAGACGGCGGUGAUGAGGCUGCGCGGGAAGAAGUCGGAGAAGGACGUGAGCGCCGAGCUGGACACCAUCCAGAAGGCCGUCGACGAUCGUAGCAAGAACGAGAUCAGCGUCGCAGACGCCUUCCGAGCCCUGCGGAGAGACCCCGGGGCGCGCCGUGCUGUGGCGGUGACGUUGACGUUCACGGUACUGCUGGCGCUGAACGGCAGUGCGGCCAUUAGCGCGUACUCGACGCAGAUCUUCCUGACGAGCGGCAGCACGCUGGACGCGAGCGUCUCGGCCAUCGUGCUGCUGAGCGUGCAGCUGUUUUUCUCGAUCGUGGCGACGCUGCUGGUGGACCGCGCCGGCCGCCGGCCCAUGCUGGUCUUCUCGUUCGCGGGCUGCACCAUCGCCAUGGCUGUGAUCGGCGUCUACUUUUACCUGACCGAGUACGGCUCCCAGGAGGUGGUCAACAGCCUCUUCUGGCUGCCACUCACGACGCUGCUCUUGUACUACAUAUCCUUUAACGUCGGAGCGAAUGCACUGCUGUGGGUGUUGACCAACGAGCUGGUGCCCUCGUCGGUGCGCGGACUGUGCAACUCCACAUUCAGCGUCCUAAACUCCGUGCUGACGUUCAGCAUCACCAAGCUGUUCCAGGUGGUCGGCGACUCGCUCGGAUCGUUCGUGCCGUUUUGGUUUUUCUCGGUCUUCUGCCUGCUGGGACUCAUCUUCACCUGGUUCUUCAUCCCUGAGACCAAGGGCCGUUCUCUGGAAGACAUAAAGGAGGAGAUGGAUACUAAAGCGGCUGGCACCAAAGAGUCUGCAGAAAAGGCUUAA